AAAAGUAACGAACAAGCUUCUUCUUUCUGACUUUAAAAAACCUGUUUCUUUCAAAAUUCAGUCCCUAAUAACGGUAUGCAACUGGAGGCAAUCUGAAGUUUGUUGGAAAGAGAGUGGAUUUAGAGGGAAACAAAAGUUAUAGAUUUUUCUCUUUUCUGUUGGCUAUUAAUUACUGUUACUGUUAUUCCGCAUUUAGAACGGAGUUUUCUACAAAUGAAUUUUUAAAACACAUGUAGCUGUGCAAUAAAUAAGAGGACAGAUUUAAUCAUCGUUACCCUAAACCUCUUAACUCAACUCGACGCCCUUAAAACUGACUUUCCAAUUCUCUGUUUCUUGAGGAGCACAGUCUAGGCCGAGGAACACAAGGCCUAACAGCCAAGCAUGAACAGGAUUUUUCGUUUCGGUUCCUAUUCAUUCCUUGUUUUCCGCUAUAUUUAGCCCUGUUCUGUUUUCCAUGCUCCUUACUUCCCCUUACUUUAAAAAUGGCCGCCACCAGACUACCUCUCGUGGUUGUAUUAGGGGCUACUGGCGCUGGAAAAUCUAAGUUAGCCCUUGAAAUAGCAAAACUUUUUAAUGGCGAAAUUAUUAGUGCCGAUUCAAUGCAGAUCUAUAAAGGACUGGAUAUUAUCACAAAUAAAGUAACGGAGGAGGAGCAGCGUGAGUGUAAACACCACAUGAUCAGUUAUCUUGAUGCGGAUUACAAACAUUAUACCGUGGUGGAUUUUCGAAAUGCUGCUCAACCUAUCAUAGAGGAUUUACUUUCACAAAGGAAAUUACCUGUCAUUGUUGGAGGGACUAAUUAUUACAUCGAGAGUCUUUUAUGGGAUUUUACCAUUGAUAAG
This is a messenger RNA of Aplysia californica (California sea hare), 842 nucleotides long. RefSeq names its product tRNA dimethylallyltransferase. Gene Ontology annotation, biological process: tRNA modification. Gene Ontology annotation, molecular function: tRNA dimethylallyltransferase activity. The record is from RefSeq and is a predicted model, not a curated record. Gene Ontology annotation, cellular component: mitochondrion. NCBI's taxonomy places the organism in Eukaryota, Metazoa, Mollusca, Gastropoda, Aplysiida, Aplysiidae.